Molecule: messenger RNA, 2926 nt
Organism: Cylas formicarius (sweet potato weevil)
Lineage: Eukaryota; Metazoa; Arthropoda; Insecta; Coleoptera; Brentidae
Product: hapless 2-like
Exons: 8
Coding region: 152-2848 (898 amino acids)
Source: RefSeq, a predicted model, not a curated record
UGCAAAUAAAAGUAUAAGUGAAUCCAAACAACUUUCAUUGACUUCCGCGGUCAGUUUAGUUGGACGUCUGUGGUGUUAUCCCAUAAUAAACGGGUCACCCCACACAAUCAAUUAGAUCAUCAUAUGACAUCGCGUCAUUUAAUGUCAUUCCAUGCGAUUUGUUCUGUUUUUCGCGUUAUUCUACUCGUUGGUCGCGAUUAACGCUCAAGAAAUCGUCGAUCCGCAGUUGCUCGAAAUAAACCAGCAAGAUCCAAUCGACCACUCGGAGAAUGUCGACAACUACCAACUAGCCGAUAUUUUGGAUGCCGCCCAUUUAGAAAACGCCAGCAUUUCCAUCGAUAUCCUUCAGAAGCCCGUCGAUUCAGCCCAAAGCUAUGGAAAACCUCCAAGUCCCACGAGUUUCGAGAUAAAAGCAGUCGUAAGCAAAUGCGUGAGAAAGAACAAACUAUGCGACGACCACCUCGAAUACAGUCGAUUCAAAACCAAGAGAAGAAAAGCGGAGAGCGGAGAGGAAAAACCAAGAACUAGCCCUUUGGAAAUGUGCAACAAGAAAAUAACCGUAACUUUAAAAGUUCUAAACGAAGGUGAGACGAAUUGCGAAGUACAAUACGUGGUGUUGGACAAAGCGCUCGACUCCACCACUGGGAAGAAAGGGAAGUUGUUGAACCCCUACGUGAUGAAAAUUAGACAGACGCCCGUUUUUCAAACGCACGGGCUGUUUUACGAAGGCUCCGUUAACGCGAGAGCGUCUGAAAAAGUGCUGAACAAGGACGUAGAAGGUUAUACAGGUUGCAACUCAGAAUCAUCAAACCCAACCUGCGCGUCCACCAAAUUUACCCCCGAUGAAGUGCCGUAUAGUCAGGGUUUUUGCUGCGGUUGCAGCCCGAAAGAGCCGAUCGCGUACCCCAUAAACGAAGAAAAUCACGAAAAAGACAUCCGAUCUGCACUAAGAUGGGAAACAAACAAAUUUAAUCUACCUGGGUACAAUAAAAACGAUUAUGGUCGUAAUGGGAUCGACGGCAAAAGUGACGACAUCAAAGGGUCCGAUUUACCUGACGAUGUCAUUAACUAUCCGAAUAUUGGCGAACGAUUAAUGUCUCGGAAUGGCCAUUUUCGUCGCAUUCAAAAAAGGGGAUGGCAGGACUGUGACAACACUUACACACCGCCGAACUUGGACCAAUCUUACCACCAAAGCGCCCACUGUCUGGAAUUUGCUGACACUUGGUAUUCGGUCUACAACUUAGGCGCACCCACCAUGGACCAUUCCCUCACCAUCCAGAUUUACGAGAAAAUCUCUCUCGGCCACGGAAAGAUCUUGUGGCGGGAAAUAACAGAAGGAAUGCCGAUUCUUUUGGGAACAUCCAAACGGCUAUAUUUCAGCCGAAAAGGCAACUUGAUGGCACGUUAUUCAUGGGAUGGAAGCAGCAGAAUGGAAUUCUCCCUUGACCACAAGUCUCGGAAACUGUUGAUACCCGAAUCCGAAGUGCGGGACCCAGACACACCACGUCCAAAACAAUCAGGCGACGACUCUGGAGAAUACCUGGUCCUCCACGCUAACAGCAUCGAUCUGAGUGGACGUUCUUGCAACAAGGCGGGCGUCGGAUUCGAAGCAUUUGCAAAACAACCUCACAGAUGCGAACGAGAAAGAAAUUCCUGCCUUGCAAAUCAGCCGCAACAGCUAUGGCAGCAAGAUCGGAAAGCGGAAGAGAGCGGCGAAAAGGGUCGCCACUUCCUUAAGUACUAUGGUAGUCUUCCCGAUAAUCCUAUAAGGAAAAUAUGUUGCAACGGCACCGCCGCAGACAAUUGCGCCAAAACGCUCUACAUGCAUUACACCAAGUGCUUCACCCACACGAUCCGAGUUGAUUUCGUCGCCGAAUCAAAUGCCGUCUUGCAAUUAGACGCGUUAGCCACCAUCACGGAAGUCUACACCGAAUUCUUGGACGCCAGAAAAAUCACCCUCACGGCAAAAAUCUUCAACUCCGGAUUAAUGAGCGGCGUGUUCUACAUCGGUCUCCACGCCUGUCCGACUCAGUUACCGGCCAGUUUCAGCAACGGCGUUUCUUCGAAGCCCGCUUUGAUUCCUCCACAACAGCAGCACAUCUUCGCCCUAGAUAUCUAUUGCGAUAUCCGGCCGAAUGAUUUCUUUUGCUCACUCGAAGUCAUCACCGGCGGUGGGGAAUUAACUGCCGUGAGACGAGUGAGGUUCAGAAAACUAGACAGGUGCGUCUGUGCGUGGCACUGUCGCUGCUCCUGUCUCGUAUCCGAUUACGGGUUGAAGUGUGGUCCGUUGGAGAUCGGGCAUUAUCACGCAGCUGGUUUUCAAGGAGGAAUGUCCGUACCAACUCAGAUAGUCCAUUACUCCCCUUACGAUGAUACAUUAUCGAUAUCAUGGCACAUAGUUCUCUACUGCUGUCUCACGCUCUUGUAUAUGGGUCUGAUCAAGGCUCUGCUGGGUACAUGCCUGACUCCAAUAAGUCAAUGGGGAUUGGAAAACAUGGUUGACCUGCCGAAAAAGUUGAACCGAUAUUACGAGCCACACUUGAGAGAUCGAAAAGUGAUAUACGACGACGCAGGGUGGCCCGUUCACCCGCAUACGAGAAGGCGGGUUCACAGUCUCCCAAUACCAACCUCGUUUUGUUUGAAUUUGGUGUUUUUCUUCGCGUUUCCUAUAGUGGCCUUGUGGAACCUGUCUAAAGGAUUGUUUAAGUCAAAAUCGCCGAACGCAUCUCGCUCGGACUUAGACAUGUGCCAGUGUAAAGUCGAUAGAAUUAGUCAGUUAAAAAAUGGUGGAGUCCAAAAUAGCUUAGCCACAAAGGCGGUAAACAUUAGUACGAGUAAAACAUCGUGAAUGAAAUUUUGGAUUUAUCUCGGAGGUAUGUUACAGUAUGUUCGAAAGAAGCCAUAUUGAAUCGACGGCUUUCUUGCG